AUGACAGACACAAAGGGUGGCUUUCUCAGCGUAGAGGACGACCCUUGGAACAAAAGCAUGUCAACAGGCACCAGCGCCAACUCUUCAACAGCCGAACAGAAGCCAGCACAUAUAUCGGCUACUGAGUGGGAGCGGCUUCAAGUGCGGAAAAAGUUGGAAAAGAACAAGGCUGGCCCGUUUGAACCUGGACUGAGCGUCCUGGCCGACCCAACGACACGGAAAAGGUGUCGAGAAUGCGGUAGUGUCGAGAUCGAUUUUGUCUGGGAAGAAGUGUUCCGCUGUGCCGUCUGCAAUCCAUGCAAGGAAAAGUAUCCGGAGAAGUACAGUUUGCUCACCAAGACAGAGUGCAAGGAGGAUUACCUUUUAACGGAUCCUGAACUCAAAGAUCAGGAAUUGCUCCCUCAUCUAUCCAAGCCGAACCCACAUAAGUCUCACUGGCACGACAUGAUGCUCUUUCUACGCUACCAGGUCGAGGACUACGCCUUCAAUCACAAAUGGGGUUCGGCCGAGGCGCUAGAUGCAGAGUUUGAGAGGCGAGAGGCAGAAAAGAAGAGACGCAAGGAGGCCAAGUUCAAAGAGAAGCUGCUAGAUUUGAAACGGAAAACCAGGACAGAGGCAUUCAGGCGAAACAAUGCAAUGGCUGGCGCAGGCGAAGGUGGAAGUAGGCCAGCCAAGUUUGGAGACGCAAUUGGUGGAAGAGAGAGGCACGUCCAUGAAUGGGGCCGGGCGGUAGAGAACGAAGAUGGCAUGACAGUGAAGAAGUGCGUGAGCUGCGGCAUGGAGGUUGAAGAGCUCGAGCUAUGA
Molecule: messenger RNA, 804 nt
Organism: Thermochaetoides thermophila DSM 1495
Lineage: Eukaryota; Fungi; Ascomycota; Sordariomycetes; Sordariales; Chaetomiaceae
Product: DNA repair protein rad14-like protein
Exons: 2
Coding region: 1-804 (267 amino acids)
Biological process (GO): base-excision repair; nucleotide-excision repair, DNA damage recognition; nucleotide-excision repair involved in interstrand cross-link repair
Cellular component (GO): nucleotide-excision repair factor 1 complex
Molecular function (GO): damaged DNA binding
Source: RefSeq, a predicted model, not a curated record